CUCAUCCCUUAUCUCGUUCCUUCCUCCACCAGAAACUUCUCUUCUCUCCCCUUCCUCCACCAUUUCACACCCACCACCACCAAACCACUUCUUCUUUCUCUCCUUCCUUCCUCCAUGGAAGACUACAACACCCACCAAUCUCCUCCUCAAUUCCCCAUCUUCCCCUCUCAAAUCCUUCCAAGCUCUCCGAAGCCCUCAAAUGGGCCGCCCAUACCAACUCUCCACCUCCCUCCAUCUCGAUCCUUCCCGCCGACACCACCGACCCUGCUUCCCUUCGCCUGCUCUGCGCCCAAACCAGGCUGCUCCUCAACUACGUCAGUCCAUUUCGUCUCUACGGCGACCCUAUCGUUGCCGCCUGCAGUCAGACCGGCUGCGAUUACUUGGAUAUCUCCCGGCUGCUGCUGGUGGCGGGGCGACGAGGUGCAUGCGGCGGGAUGCGGCGGGGCGAGGUUUUUUGCGCCGCUGCGCGAGAAGGGGGAAGGGCGGAAGGGUUGAGCGGAGCGGCGCUGCUGCUGGUGGCGGGGCGACGAGGUGGAGGCGGCGGGGCGGAGAAGGGGGAAGUGCGGAAGGGUUGAGCGGCGCCGUCGAAUGCUUUUGGAGGGGGAGGGAGUCUACUUAGGGAGUUAGGGUUAGAGAGGAGGAGGAGGAUUGAAGCGGGUCGUUUUGGGGAAAGGGAAGGGGUCGGUUAGCCGGUUAACCGCCGGUUUCAGACCCCGGUUAGUCGGCUAGCCGAACCUCUUCUCAUCUCCACCGCCAACCGACCGACGCAAGCAGAAACAGUUUUUCGGUUAGCCAAAAACCGGUCAGUUCGGUUGAAACCGUCCGGUUAACUGCUAACCGGAAACCGUUCUGCCACCCCUAUUUUAGACUAGUGAUUCUAUGGACGGUUUGUUAGCUAAGUUGGCCAACUAACACUUCCGUUAAGAGAACCGUCAACUUUCACUAACGCAUGUUGCUGGGUAAAUUGCGUGUUUGGUCACUGAAAUUACUUUAAAAGUUCAUAUUUGCCACUAAAAUUAAUUUAUUCUAUCCGU
Messenger RNA from Linum trigynum, 1034 nucleotides. NCBI's taxonomy places the organism in Eukaryota, Viridiplantae, Streptophyta, Magnoliopsida, Malpighiales, Linaceae. The record is from the annotation of a GenBank genome assembly.